This is a messenger RNA of Penaeus vannamei (Pacific white shrimp), 2283 nucleotides long. RefSeq names its product UNC93-like protein MFSD11. Lineage: Eukaryota; Metazoa; Arthropoda; Malacostraca; Decapoda; Penaeidae. The record is from RefSeq and is a predicted model, not a curated record.
ACCGAGUGGCCCCACUGACGCGUUGAACACAGACUGACGCGGGUGGUCUGUCAGUGAAACCGCGAUAGAUAUCAACAAAACCAGACAGUAUCAUCGGUUUUCAGUGACGCAUUGCUGAUACUGUUAAGCUCGGGGAUGGAAAAUAAACUCGACUUUUAAUUCGUGCACAAACUCGAUUGUUAGCCCGUAAUCUGCUGUGUCAGUGCAGAGGUACCGUCGCACUUGAGGUAUUGUGUUUGUUGACUACACCGUGGUUGUGCAGGAGCUCAAGACCGCUGAACUUGAAUCGUUCUGAGCCGCAGUUCUUACGUGUACGGAACUACAGCGCCACGUGAAAUGUUACACGAAUACCCUUGAAACUGGUGAAUAACACAAACGGAUGCCAUAGACAGUAAGAGUUCACCAUCCCGAAUCCACCUGUGCUUGAAAAAAGGACUCGAGAACGAAAAUAAAUAAAUAAAUAAAUAAAUAAAUAACAGACAGAAUGAUAUUUUCAAUGGAAAGAACCACCUUCAGCGUGGUGGUCCUCGGGGUGGCCUUCAUGUUCAUCUUCACGUCCUUCCAAACACAAGGAAACAUGCAGCAAGUAGUCAUCAAGAGCAUCCAGCGGGACGACUCGAACUUCAAGGGCUCUGGCUACAUCUCCCUGGCCGUCAUCUACGCCGUCUUCGCCACCUUCAACUGGCUCGCCCCUUCCUGCCUCAGCUUCCUGGGGCCCAAGCUGACCAUGAUCGUCGGGGGCGUCACCUAUGUGAUAUUCAUCGCGAGUUUCCUGUGGCCUCAGACGUGGCUUUUGUACCUGAGUUCAGUCCUGAUAGGGGUCGGCGCGGCUCUCAUCUGGACGGGGCAGGGCAACUACCUCACUCUCAUGUCCGAGCGAGACACAAUUGCACGGAAUUCCGGCAUUUUCUGGGCUCUGUUUCAAAGCAGCCUCCUCUUCGGAAACAUCUUCGUGUUCUACAUGUUCAUGGGGAAGGACGUCAUCGACGCAGGGACGCGCCUCGUGGUGUUCGCGGCGCUGACGGGCGUGGCGCUGCUUGGCCUGGCGAUCCUGCUGGCGCUGCCCAAGCCCGGCGCCGGCGGGAGCGGGCGCCAGGACGACAUGGGCGGACCGCUCGACGCCCUCAAGAAGUCCUUCGAGCUCUUCAAGACGCGGGACAUGAUCCUGCUCUCGGCGACUUUCUUCUACACGGGUAUUGAGUUGUCGUUCUUCAGCGGAGUCUACAGCACCUGUGUUGGCUCGACGCUCAGGUUUAGCGAUCCCAACCGCCUCGUUGGUAUUUCCGGCAUGUGCAUUGGUAUCGGAGAAAUAUUAGGUGGUGGGAUUUUCGGCAUCUUUGGCGGCAAGACCGUGAAGGCUGGAAGGGAUCCCAUCGUGCUCCUAGGAUUCCUGACGCACAUCCUCAGCUUCUUCCUCAUCUUCCUCAAUCUUCCUACUAUGUCUCCUCUCGAGCGCACAUACGACCCCAGCUUCCUCGGCGCCGGCCAGCCAAGCGAGUUUGUCGCCCUCCUCUGCAGCGCUAUGUUGGGCUUCGGCGACGCCUGCUUCAACACGCAGAUCUACUCCAUCCUCGGGUCCAUCUACCAGGACAACUCGGGCCCUGCUUUCGCGCUGUACAAGUUCACGCAGUCGCUGUCUGCCGCCGCCUGCUUCUUUUACUCGAGUGUGGUGCAGCUUCACUGGCACCUCGCUAUCCUUACGGUGUUCUGCGUUCUGGGCACAAUCAGCUUCUGUGUAGUAGAAUGGAAAGCCUACCGGACUGUACAACAUGCUGUUGACACCAAAAGUUAGGCAUAUUGUAUGAUGAUUGCUAUCUCUAUUCGAUAGUAGGUUUAUGAUUCCAUUAUAUACAUCUGAAAUAUAUAAAGAUUCCAAAUACUUGUUAAGUGAUAACACACUUACCUUACGUUAGCCCCGCUAUGGUGUGGCAUGUCGUUGCCUUAAAAACUAAAUUGAGAUUAGCGUUCUAAUUCAUUUCACGUAUAUACCACACACACACACACACUAAUAUGAGCGCGGGUGUGUGUGUGUGUGUGUGUGUGUACUUAUAUAUACAAACCAGAGGGGAGGAAGUGAAAUACAUGCCAAAUUAUACCGGUAUGCCAUCCAUCCUACCAUUUUUGUAUAUUUGUCAAUUAAAUUAGUCUUCUUUUUCAUUAUUUCCAUGGUCACAACUGUUGCUCAAGCGUCGGUCAUAUUAACAUUAUCAUGUAAUGAUAAUUAUAUCAGACAUCAGCUUAUCACACGUUACUUAAUUUUCAAUAAAAUAAUGAUUUUGAAAA